Messenger RNA from Pyrenophora tritici-repentis Pt-1C-BFP, 1131 nucleotides. NCBI's taxonomy places the organism in Eukaryota, Fungi, Ascomycota, Dothideomycetes, Pleosporales, Pleosporaceae. The record is from RefSeq and is a predicted model, not a curated record.
AUGGAGACUGAUACCGUCCGAAAGACACCCGCGCCAUACGGCCAAGCGUGUAGUAACUGCGUGAAGACGAAAUGCCGAUGUGUAGUACGGGAAGUCGGCGUCUGUGAAAGGUCCAAAUACUUUGCGCAUAGGAAGCAGUUCCUGGGAUCAACCUGUGGUCUUGCAAGGACGCUGAUUAGCGAUCUCCGCCUUGAUAAGCCCAAAGAACCAUCGGGAUGUCCUAGCCUAGGCCCGUAUGAUAAAGGGACUGAGGAGGUCCGAGCAACUGAAGGGAACCGAGCAUUACUUACCGUCUUCGCAUUAUGUACCAAUGUUUCCAAAACCUUCGGGUACGACCUUAUGCCCUGGUCUUCACAAUGCGAAGAAGCAUAUGACCAACUCACCAAGAGCAUUGAGUGUGAAGGUGACGUUGUGUUGGUUAGCUUAGCACGUCUGGCUAGGAUUGCCGUUUGUGCUAUGGAGGUGUAUCGGAGAGCUUCAGAGGAUUCCAAUUUUGCUCAACAUGCUACAAUGGCUAUUGAGCCUCUGAAGCUGGCUUUGCACAAUCUUCGGACGUCAUUCUCUCCGGUAAUCCUGCAGCAUCCUGAGGUUGCCAUUUACGAGCUCGCUCUUCUACAAUCACCCACACCACUCGUAUCACCAUCGUCAAAUCCUCAUUCUAUCUUCGCACCCAGACGCGUAGAAUACCUUCUUGCAUGCCUAGAAACAUGUAAAGCUUGUUGCGACUACACCCUCGCCGGGGAUGUUCGAGACAUCAGCGCAACAUCAAUGCUCAUUUUCCCCUACUGCCUCAAAAUCGCCUACAAACUCGCCGUACUCAAGGAUGUCCCCGGAUGGGAUCCGGCGAUUGCUACAGCGACGGUAGAUACUGUACAAUGCUUGGAGCAGAUCGCCGUGAUUGCUGAAAACGCCAACGCCAAGUACAAAGAGGAAACAGGAGAAGACAGCGUGUUUGGUGAAGCGGCGGUUAUGCUAAGAGCAACAGCGCCGAACUGGAGAGUGCCUACAGUUGAGCAAGAGCAAACAGUAGGCGAUGUAUCUGCGCCGGCAUGGAAUUGCGAUAUUGGUGGAGACUUCUCGCUGACGGAUUUCGCUGAUGACUUUUGGCUAUCUGGUCCUAUGAACUUUUGA